Molecule: messenger RNA, 2098 nt
Organism: Anarrhichthys ocellatus (wolf-eel)
Lineage: Eukaryota; Metazoa; Chordata; Actinopteri; Perciformes; Anarhichadidae
Gene: cyp4f3
Product: cytochrome P450, family 4, subfamily F, polypeptide 3
Exons: 13
Coding region: 64-1686 (540 amino acids)
Molecular function (GO): oxidoreductase activity, acting on paired donors, with incorporation or reduction of molecular oxygen; heme binding; iron ion binding
Source: RefSeq, a predicted model, not a curated record
GUCAGAGCAGGGCGACUGUCAAGCGACCUCUGUAUACUCGUCGCUCUCUCUUGCUGUCCCGGGAUGUCUCUCCUCUGGGGCGUCCUCUCUCCAGUCCUCAGCUGGACGGGCCUCUGUCGGGUCCUGUUUGUGCUCGGUACAGGACUGGGAGCUGUGGUUGCAGCUUGGACGGUGAGGCUGCUGGUGCGACACGCCUGGUACACACACAGGCUGUCCUGCUUCAGCAAGCCACAUGCAAACUCCUGGCUUUUAGGCCACCUGGGCCAGAUGCAGAGCACAGAAGAAGGCCUCCUGCAGGCGGAUGACUUGGUGCGGACGUACAAACACUCCUGCAGCUGGUUCAUCGGCCCUUUCUAUCACUUUGUCAGACUCUUCCACCCUGACUACGUCAAGCCUCUGCUCAUGGCCCCGGCCAGCGUAACAAUGAAAGAUGAGCUUAUCUACGGCCAUCUGCGUCCAUGGCUUGGACAGAGCCUUUUACUAAGCAACGGGGAGGAUUGGUCUCGCAAGAGACGGCUGCUGACUCCCGCUUUUCAUUUUGACAUCCUGAAGAACUACGUCGCCAAGUUCAACACCUCCACUAACACCAUGCACGAUAAGUGGCGCCGCUUGGUCGCAAAGGGCCCGAAUACCAUAGAGAUGUUUGACCACGUCACUCUGAUGACGCUGGACAGUUUACUGAAAUGUGCCUUCAGCUACAACAGCAACUGUCAGAGGUCUACCAGUGAGUACGUGUCAGCCGUAGUGGAGCUGAGUGACCUGGUAAUAGAUCGUCGGCAAAAGAUUUUGCACCACUGGGACUGGUUCUACUGGAAAACACAGCAGGGAAAACGGUUCAGAAAGGCCCUCGGCGUUGUGCACAAGUUCACCAGGGAGGUGGUUCAGAAGCGUCGAGCCCUGAUCGGCCAGCAGACGAAGACAGAAACAGGCUUCACCACAGCGCCGCAGAGAAAGAAAGAUUUCGUGGACAUCAUACUGCUGUCGAAGGAUGUAGAUGGACGAGGCCUAACAGAUCAGGAGAUACAGGCAGAGGCCAACACCUUCAUGUUUGCAGGUCACGACACAACAGCCAGUGCGAUCUGCUGGACGCUGUAUAAUUUAGCACGCCACGACUACUAUCAGGAGAAAUGCAGGCAGGAAGUGAUGGAUCUGAUGCAAGGGCGAGACCGACAUGAAAUAGAGUGGGAGGAUCUGUCCAACCUUCCCUUCACCACCAUGUGCAUCAGAGAGUCUCUCCGGCUGCACGCUCCUGUGCAGGCUGUGACAAGGACGUACACCCAGGACAUGGCACUGCCAGGGCAUCGGACAGUGCCAAAGGGUGCCAUCUGUUUGGUCAGUAUUUAUGGGACACACCACAACCCUGCUGUUUGGACAAACCCUGACGAGUUUAAUCCGCUGCGUUUUGGCCCUGCAUACACAGCGGAACAGGCUUCUCAUGCCUUCAUCCCCUUCUCUUCGGGCCCCAGGAAUUGCAUUGGGCAGAAAUUCGCCCUGGCAGAGCUUCGGGUCGUCGUGGCGUUGACCCUGCUCAGGUUUGGCCUGACCCCGGGGGCGAACCCUGAACUCGGGACCAGGUCCGGGGGAGUUCGCCGUCUCCCCCAACUCGUCCUGCGUGCGGAGGGAGGUUUGUGGCUGCAGCUGGAGCCUCUGAUCCCGCACAACCCGGAGGAGUCGCAGGAUGAAUGACGCCCAACAAAAUCACACACGCUCCGGCCUUUAUGUUUAUCGUAUUGUUUCUAAAUCUAUUUGUGACAUUUGUUAGGCUCCAUGACCCUUUUAUUAUCACUUUAAAAUGAAUUUAAUAUCAUUUGUAAUAGCAAUUUACUGCUGCUACAUGUAUUAUUGUUCUAAUGACAUGAUUGUUGACUGUAUUAAGUUGGUUUUUAUUAUCUGUGUUAAGACACAGAUAAUAAACAAAAAAGAUGUUUGGAGUCUGCAGCAGAGUAAAAAUGAUCUUUGCUUAAAAAAUAUUAAUAAUUGCAUGUGAUUUGCAUACUAACAAGAAUGUUCCUGUGGAUAAAUGAUACAUGAUGCAUUUAUUGCAGCCCUGUUGUUCAUCAGAUUGCGUAAGGAUGAUGUCAUUAAAGAAUAAAAUGGA